AUGGCAAUCAAAAGUAUUGAUCAGAAGGACGUUUCAAAGAUAACCUCUGGUCAGGUUAUAAUUGAUUUAAAGUCAAUAGUUAAAGAAUUGGUCGAAAAUUCCAUUGACGCAAACAGUACUAAGAUAGAGAUCAAUUUCCAGAACUAUGGAAUCGAUUCCAUUUCUGUCACUGACAACGGCAAGGGAAUCAAAAAAGAAGACUUUGAAUUCGUUUGUCUUAGGAGUCAUACCUCCAAGAUAUCUGAGUUCGAAGAUUUAGAUAAACUAUCUACUUUAGGCUUCAGAGGAGAGGCACUAAAUUCGAUAUGUUCUGUAUCAUCCAAAGUCAAAAUUGUUACAUGUACUGACUACCCGAAAAAUCACGAAUUGGAUUAUGACAAAGCUGGAAAAUUAAGCAAAUCUGUGUCGAAAAUCGGAGGAGGUUUUUCAAAACAGACAGGAACCUCUGUAAGUAUCGAGAAGAUAUUCUUUGACUUACCAGUUAGACUUAAGAAUUUUGUGAAGAAUUCCAAGAGGGAAUUUCAUAAAGCAAUAAAUUUCCUUACCCAAUACCUAUUAAUUUACCCAGAAAUCAAAUUCAGUGUUUUCAAUGUUGUGAACUCAAAGAAAAGUUUGGCCUUGAGUAGCAGAGGUGGUUCUAAGUCCACGAUUUUGGACAACAUGAUCACUGUUUUUGGUGCAAAUGGUGCAAAGGGGUUGGUUGAAUUGAAAUUGUUGAUUAGUGAGGAUAUCCAAAUUGAAGGGUACAUAUCAAGCUAUUCAUUUGGACUUGGCCGCCUGGUGACUGAUCGACAAUUUAUGUUCAUAAAUAAACGACCUGUUAUGUUGAAAAAGUUGUCCAAAAUUGUCAAUGAUGUGUAUAAAUCUUUCAACCAUAUGCAAUAUCCAAUAUUCAUAUUGAAUAUAGCUAUCGAUCCACUGGCCCUAGAUGUUAAUUUGACUCCAGACAAAGGGAUGAUAAUGAUCCACCUGGAGCAAGAUUUGUUUGAAAAGAUUCGGUUAGACUUAAUUGGAUUCUUUGAGAGUCAAGACAAUGUGAUUCCUAGGAAUUUAGAGCGGCAUGAGUUAAACAAAUCCACUUUCACUAAAAGAGAAAAGAAGCCAUCAGUUCAGAACAUAGAGCCAGAUUCUGACAUUGAAGAUAUCAAAUUACCUCUUGCUAAGGAAAUGGGUGAAAGUAGUAUCGCUACAGAGUCUGAUACAAUUGUACAAGAGAGCUGUGCUUCCGGACUUGAUAACAUCAAGGAGCAUUACCAAGAAUCUAAUGUAGUGGAAGAUGGACAGGAACACUUACUUCCAGAGCAUGAGGAAAGCUUGCAAGUAGUUACAGUCGUUACAGAUCCAGAAACCAGCAAUAUAGAUCAAGAACAGAGGAAUACUUUCGAAUUAAUCAACAAAGAAAGAGAACAAGAUAUCGGCAGCCCAGACGAUGACGAGGAUCAACCAAUUGAAGGUAGGGAAGAUGUUGAUACUAAAGAAGAGGGAAAUGAUCAGAUUAUAGAAGACGAUAGCAAGAAUUUAGCAUCUUCCAAAUAUUCGCCGAUCAACACUCUUGCCCCAGAAUAUGAUGAUCAUAGAAAAAACUAUCAAAUUACACAACAAAAAAAAUGUUUGAUUAGAAUCAACGAACAGGAGUUCGAAGAAAGCCACAACAAGAGAUUAAAGAUUGAUAUGUUACACAACAGAGUAGAGUCGGCUAAUAGCCAUGCCAUUGUAUCUUCGAUAAAGGAAGAGAUGUGUCAUACUUCCCUCAAUAAUAACGGGAAUCGUAGUUUAAAACUACUAGAGAUACAGGAUGACCAGAGUUUAUCAUACACAAUACUGAGAAAAGAUUUUCUAAAGAUGAAGCUCAUUGGACAAUUCAACCUUGGAUUCAUCCUAGUAACACUUGAUGACAAUAACUUGUUUAUUAUUGAUCAGCAUGCAAGCGAUGAAAAAUAUAACUUCGAAAGAUUAAACCAGGAGCUUUCGAUCAAGAUUCAAAGGUUGAUUGUCCCUCAGACAAUAGAGUUAAGUAUUAUAGAUGAGUUACUUGUUAUUGAACACGAGCAAAUAUUUAUGUCCAAUGGGUAUCAAUUCACUGUGGUCCUUGAAGCAAAACCAGGAUCCAGAAUAAGGUUGAACACUAUGCCAAGUUCGCGUGGCGUCGUAUUUGACUUGAACGAUUUCCAGGAGCUUAUCAACCUCGUCAACACUAAUCCACGAAACAAGAACUUGAAAUGCUCUAAGAUCCGGAACUUACUAGCAAUGAGAGCCUGUCGCUCAAGUAUUAUGAUUGGCCAGCCGUUAACCCGCGGGAGAAUGACUAAAGUUGUUCAGAAUUUAAGUCAACUAGAUAAACCUUGGAAUUGUCCUCAUGGCCGGCCGACAAUGAGACAUCUAGUAGAGUUCGACCAUUGGAGAGACAAUCGUGUAGACUAUGAGAUAUAA
Molecule: messenger RNA, 2430 nt
Organism: Scheffersomyces stipitis CBS 6054
Lineage: Eukaryota; Fungi; Ascomycota; Pichiomycetes; Serinales; Debaryomycetaceae
Gene: PMS1
Product: ATP-binding mismatch repair protein
Exons: 1
Coding region: 1-2430 (809 amino acids)
Biological process (GO): mismatch repair
Cellular component (GO): MutLalpha complex
Molecular function (GO): ATP binding; mismatched DNA binding; ATP hydrolysis activity
Source: RefSeq, a predicted model, not a curated record